AUGUUCACUUGGCUCAAAAGCUUCCUCACAGGCCAAACAUCCACAAACUGGCGACGCAAACGCGCAAACCGCGCAUACCACAAGCGAGUACGCGCACGCGAGCGCGAGCUCCGCCGGACGUGGAACCACGAGGAAGUUGCCAAUCGAUACUUUUAUUGGGCGCCGUAUAGUAGUGAGAGGCCGUCUAAAGACGCGAUUAAGGAGUUUCGGAGGAAGAAGGGGAGGUAG
Molecule: messenger RNA, 228 nt
Organism: Penicillium daleae
Lineage: Eukaryota; Fungi; Ascomycota; Eurotiomycetes; Eurotiales; Aspergillaceae
Exons: 1
Coding region: 1-228 (75 amino acids)
Source: RefSeq, a predicted model, not a curated record